Molecule: messenger RNA, 4649 nt
Organism: Colletes gigas
Lineage: Eukaryota; Metazoa; Arthropoda; Insecta; Hymenoptera; Colletidae
Product: class A basic helix-loop-helix protein 15-like
Exons: 6
Coding region: 1659-2270 (203 amino acids)
Molecular function (GO): protein dimerization activity
Source: RefSeq, a predicted model, not a curated record
UUACGAAUGUCUUUGUAUUUAUUGUCUCGUUCUCUGAAAAUUCUAUUAACGAGGGCUGCUAUCGAUGCAAACAUUUUUCGUAAUGGAAAAAAAUAAUAAUUUAUUUUUACUUCGAGAGAAAUUAAAAUGUAAAUUUCACUUAGGUACCUCCACCGUAUAUGUAACUUUAAAACCUUUUUAUAGUUAUUUCUUUACCGUACCAUUUAAACUCGCACAAUUUAUUCUUUUACAUUUCUACUGAAAAAUGUAAGUGCUAUAGUUAUCUACCGCACUGUAUUUAUUUGACGGUUAUAAAUUUACAGUAAAUUUAUUUUAAGAAUUUUCCAAGUUCCAUUCGAGUGAAAUAAUUUUUGCAAGGGUGUUCCCUAUAAACAAAAUUAAAUUGCAAUGAAUAAUAGUGAAAUUUCCAAUCUGUGAAUAUUCAGAGGUACAAAAAAAGAAAUCAAAAUAUAGGUGACGGAAUAUGAUAAAAAUUACGAAAUUUUUGCGGUGAAACGGAUGUUUGGAGUCACAGAGUGCAGCGUGCGUGGAUCGCGGCAGCAGGUGGAAAACGCUUCGGAAGCGAAGCCGACGAAGGUAGAAGUGGCGGAGCGCAUCGUAGAGAACUGGUUUGCCGCGGGAGCUCGCGCGUCGAGACGCCUCGCGGCGCGACACACCGUGGUGGGGGGCGAUCCGUUUCGCGACUGCGUGGUGGGGGAAAGCUUGGCACCGACAAGUGAUCGUUUACAGUUAUAGUCAGUCCGGAUCGGGCGCUCGGUCAGCCGAGACUACUUGUGCCAAGUGUUCCCCCACAAACGAACCCGAUUUGUCGAGCCGGUAUUAACGUGACCGUCGCCUUUCCACGCGGCCCGCAUCGAGACGAGUAGUUGAGUGAAGUGUCUUCCACCAAACGACCCUAAACGUUCCACCCUUCCGCGACAUCCUGUUUAUCGGAUAUCUCUCUUCCCACCCGGUGAUUCUGGUGGCCAGGGGCCACGGAACCCCGUGAAAUUCGACGAAAUCGAAUCGGGCACGAUUAACGGUACAUGCACGCGCGUCGCUGGUGAAAAGCAGACGCAGGAUCGCGUCGGAUCGAAACGACAGCGCCGGGAAUGUGGACGCCGUGGGUUCAUUGUGCACGAUUGAUUGGAUACGUGUCAGCCUUCGUCAGAAUCGAAGCUUGGUGUCGGUCUCGCUCGAUUCCUCGUAGAUAGUGCCCUCCUUCCUCCACCCGGGAGUCCAAGGUAAUUUCAUCGGAUGCCAGAGAUCCAGCAGGGAGUUCGGAAGAGAAACACGGAGCACCAGUUAUCGAUCGGCUCCGACUGAGAGCAACGGGAUAGAAACCUUAUAGAUCGCAGUGAUUGUGUCGAUCGAACCGAGAAGGAAAGUGUGGUGAAACUGUCGAUAAAAACAAACGCAGAAUAUUCGUGAAACAAAACCGGAAAAACCGAACAGUGUCGACUGGGAAAGUGUUAUUUACUUACGCAAAGAUAACAGGAGUAUAGCGAGCGUUCGAAGAUCGAGGGAGGAUCGAUUUCUGACCAAGGAUCGUCGAUCUCUCGAGCGUGUACGCGUAAUACAACGAUCUCUUCGAUGGAAGGUCGAAGAUAAUCGUGCGUAACCUCACCCAGGACCGCCAACUUCUAAGGGGGUCCAACACCAUAACUUUCCUCAGGAUAAUGCGAAGCCUGGAGAGGUUAUCAGGUAGCGAUCAAGACUGCGAUCAGGAGAUGUAUAUCGACCUGGACGACGCUUCCGUCGACUCGCUUACCGGAAAACGAAGUCGACACCAUGUGGUUGGCGCAGAGGUGGGUGAGGAGAGCGACAGUAGUGGCAGCGAGAGAAGCCCGAAACAAGCGAAAAGAAGGAAUCGGGGAGGACCACCGACGACGAGGAGACGAAAAAGUGGAAUUUCCGCGCGAGAAAGGAACCUGAGGAGGCUUGAGAGCAACGAGAGAGAAAGAAUGAGAAUGCAUUCCCUGAACGAUGCUUUCGAGCAACUGCGCGAGGUGAUACCACACGUAAAAAUGGAAAGGAAACUCAGCAAAAUAGAGACGCUCACGUUGGCCAAGAAUUACAUAAUGGCUCUGACAAACGUCAUAUGUGAAAUGCGCGGCGAGGAACAACCAUACACAUUCGUGGACGGCGAGUGCGGCUCUAGCAGCGGCGACAGCACGGGUCAGCUAGAGUUGAGCGGCGGCGAGCAACCGGAAGAAGCGUCGCCUGCGUCGAUGCACGAGACCAACAACAACAGUUUGCUCCAUGAAGAUUUAGAGCGCAGGAUACCGUAGCUUCCUUAAUUACGUCUGAACCUCGACUGAUCCUCGUUGUCAAGACUCGUAAACAGAUCUUCUUCUUCGAACCGUUCGCGGGAAAAGAACGACGGAUCGUGACUUCGUCGAAGACGUUCGAGUGAGAGAACGGAGACGAGCCGAUGGGAGAGGAUCGUCGGAAUGGUCGUUCGGGACUUAUCGAAGAAGAUGCAAUCGGCUUUUACGAAAUGAUCCGUCCAAGGUCGACCUCUGGAGAUCUUUCGAAGGCCAACGAGAUGCGAGGUUGACGAAGAAAGAGAAAAAACGAAAGAUGGUCUUCAGGGUCGGUCGCGAGUCGUGCGAAUUCUCUUCGUUUUUUUUUUUUCCUUCUUUUUCUUCUUUUCGGGUGUGACACGGGCCCGUUGCCUUGAAACGUCUCGAUUUUUUUUCUGCUCGCCGGCUAUAACAGCGCGAAACGACUUUCCUCGUAUAUCCGAGUCGAUCGUUAAUUACGAAUUCCGUAUCCUCCUCGUUUCAUUUUCAAUGUAUUAGUCGCGUGCCAGAAGGCGUUCGACCGAGGACAUCGACUAGUAAAUAUGUCCAGAGUCUGGCCGCGUUCGUUGCGAUCAGAACUGUUUUAUUCCGGAAAAAACGAAUAUUGCAACGAACCGUGAAGACGUUUCGCUUUGAGUUCGAAGGAUCUCGAGGUCGGGCGCCAACAGAUCGGUGAUCGCAUCGACGACGGUAACGAUCAGUGCGGCGCAAAAAGUGUGAAAAACUGUGAUAGAAUUUCGUAUUAGAAACCUCGUUUGCACAUCGUCCCGCGCGUGACAUCGUGCCAAAUACAUUUUCCAUUUCUUCGCGGUGAGUUUGGACGAGAACCGGCGACAGGAGUCGCCGGGAAGUGACCGUAAAGAGAUAUCGGGGGCAAUCGAAACGAAACAAUAGCUACGAUCGCUGCCCAAUAGCGGGGAAAACCCGGUUUCUUCGACGCGAUUCAAACGUCAAACGGACCACGGAGCCUCCGAAUCUCGUCAAACUUUUGAGAAUUCGCUCGCGGAACGGACAGAGUAACCGUAAUUCCAUUAAUUAUGUUUUUCGUUCGAUGGAGGAAGAGAUAAAAGGGGUAAAAGAGUCCCAGAACAUAUAAAAACAAAUUCCCUGUACAGAUAUCUUUAGGAAAACACGUCGAAAAUAUGAUUCACCAUUUUUUGCAAAUCAAAUCCAAAUGGGUAACUCAAAAGUCAAAUGAUACAACAUCAUUUUGUCGUCUUUCGUGAUUUAAUUCGUAAACAGUGAGCUAGCACUACAUACAUUCAGUGUUAAAUAAAUAUUUGAUUUUUUUGUUUGAAUAUUAUUACAUGAAUACGAAUAUUACGAUAUACGAAAACAAAUUUUUAGUAAAGCUAGAUUUGUGAUUGUAUGAAUUUGAUUUUCAAAAAGGUGAAUUCUAUCUAGCUCGAAACCUUUCCAUAUUUUAUAACCCCGCUCCUUCCUCUGAAUAUCAGAGAAACGUUAUUAACGCUAAAUUUACAGACACGAAUCGCACAUAUUUUUAUCAAAACCCGUUACAUUAACGAUGGCUCUAAAAUGCGUUUUUGUUUUAAUUAGGAUACGUAUUCGUAUCGUUACAUAAAUCAAAUACCACACAAAUUGCUAAGAAAUAAUUAACGGAUCCCCGUAAAUCUAGUGUUAAAAAGGAGGUAAAUUCCUACGAAAGAAGCUGUAAUAUUUAUUAACGACGAAAGUUUGACGUUUCGUUCGACGUUUGAAUCGAGUGGACGGAAACAUGAGCGCAUACGAAGACACGGACUUCGAAGAGUAACGCGUACCUUAGACACAUACAUAAAUACAUAUAUCUAUAUAUUAAUAUAUACGUAUAUUAGCAUAUUGAUGAUUAAUACGAUUGGAUAUUGAUCGUGAAUGUGAUAAUAUAAUUUUUGCUGUAUCAUCUCGAGAACGGGGACCAGAGACAUCGACUUAAGUUACCAGAUUUCCGCGGAUGCGCGGAAUAAAAAGACGCUUCGAGACUGGCUUUCGAGUAAUCGAUUUGCGGAGCUUGCGCUUCCUUUCUUCGGCCACAGAGAGGACAAUGCAUUUAACGGAACCUGCGCACGAUGCAACGCAUACCCGAUAUACGCCAAGCUAGACAUGUACAAAUAUCGUUUCGUUUCACGCGUCACCUUUUUUUUCUACUUUUAUCACGUUGCUCUAUAAACGUUUCUCUGUUUUCUUCAUUCUUCGUUCGCCACCUUUCAACGUCCGCGACGCGUCGUCCAUCUUGCAUCCAGGGUUUCAAAACAAUUACGAUAUCGAAACUGUUAUAAGCGAAAAAUAUUUUAACAUACAAGAUGUUCCGCAUUUUUUCGUACACGCUUCAGUGCGUUCUACAAGUAAAAAUGAGACUAAAAUGUUAUA